CCUCGCCGGGCCGUGCUGAAGGCGUCAGGAGCUGCAAUUUCCAACUUAGCAUCUUGGCAGGACCCUUCGGAAAGCGAGAGCGAGGAGGAAAGGGGGGAAAAAAGCCCCCCAGUGCAAGGGGGAGAGAGAGAGAAAGAGAGGAGGGGGGGAGGGAAAGAGGGGAAAGCAAAGGGGGGAGAAAAAGGAGGAAGCGGUGCCCGGCUGCAGGCGAAAGCGGAGCAGCAGCCCCGGCGCAGAGCAAGGUGCCGCCUCUGCCCAGCUGGCGAGGGCGGAGAGGCGCCCGCGAAGCCCCGGCCGCAGCCGCCCCAACCCGGCAGCGCGGCGGCUCCCUCCCGGCGCCUUGGGCUCCCGGGUAUAUGUGCGCGCCUGGCCAUGUCGUAUCCUCAGGGUUACUUGUACCAGCCGUCAGCGUCUUUGGCUCUCUAUUCCUGCCCGGCGUACAGCACCAGCGUGAUCUCCGGACCCAGGACCGAUGAACUUGGGAGAUCUUCUUCGGGCUCCGCUUUUUCCCCUUAUGCCGGAUCUACCGCCUUUACCGCCCCUUCCCCGGGUUACAACUCCCACCUCCAGUACGGCACCGACCCGGCCGCCGCCGCCGCCGCCGCCUUCACUUCCUACGUGGGCUCGCCCUACGACCACACGCCGGGCAUGGCCGGUUCCCUGGGGUACCACCCGUACGCGGCGCCGCUCGGCUCCUACCCCUACGGGGACCCCGCGUACCGCAAGAACGCGACGCGGGACGCCACGGCCACCCUCAAGGCCUGGCUCAACGAGCACCGCAAGAACCCCUACCCCACCAAGGGCGAGAAGAUCAUGCUGGCCAUCAUCACCAAGAUGACCCUCACCCAGGUCUCCACCUGGUUCGCCAACGCGCGGCGGCGGCUCAAGAAGGAGAACAAAAUGACCUGGACCCCACGAAACCGCAGUGAGGACGAGGAGGAAGAGGAGAACAUCGACCUGGAGAAAAACGACGAGGACGAGCCCCAGAAACUGGAGGAGAAGGGGGACCCCGGGACUCCGGACACAGGAGCGGCGGAUCCCAAGGCAGCGCCGGGCUGCGAGCGCCUCCAGGAGUCCCCCGGUCCCCGGGAGGCCGAGAGCGGCCUCAGCGACUCGGAUUGCAAAGAGCUAGCGGAGGAGCGGCUCGACGGGCCGCCCGUCCCCCUCAAGGCGCCCGGCGCUUCCCCGCUGGGACCGUGUCCGGCGGGCCGCGGGCCGGGCGGCAGCGGCCCGUCCCGCUCGCCGCCGCGGCCGCGCUCGCCGGCCGCGCAGUGCCCCUUCCCCAACGGGGCGGUCCUGCCCCGGCCGCUCUACUACACGGCGCCCUUCUACCCCGGCUACACGAACUACGGCUCCUUCGGGGCCCUGCACGGGCACCCCGCCGGCGGGCCCGCCGCCGCCGCCCCCGGCGCCCACUUCAAUGGAUUAAAUCAGACUGUCCUCAGCAGAGCCGAGAGCCUAGCUAAAGACUCUAAAAUGAUCAGGAGCCAGUCCCAAGUAGACCUUUGCAAGGACUCACCUUACGAACUGAAGAAAGGUAUGUCCAACAUUUAAUAUCGGCUUCUCCUCCCUAACCCCUCCUGGGACUGUGGUUUUGUUCCUUUUUUUUUUUUUUUUUCCUUUUUUAAUUUAUUUGAGAGAAAUAAUAAAUUGCUUUGGCAGUUAUUUUUCCAGUACCAAAAGAAAAACAAAACAAACAGAAAAAGACCAGCUCCCCCCUCCCUCCCAGCCCCUCUUCAAAAGUUUAUAGAGUCUAUUUGAAAUGGCUGGUGGAAACCGCCCAGAAAUGUCUUAAGCAAGUGAAAAGCAAACGAGUGACACGCUCUCUCUCACACACACAAAGAAGAAAGAUUUGUAUUAAAUCUUAUUCUGUAUAUUUAAUGUAGCUUUUUUGUAUUUAAAUUGAUAAUACAGUAUCUUUGAAGUAAAUUAUGAAAUCAAGAAAACUGUACAGGCAUUAAUGUUGUUUUCGUAAUAUAAAUAUAUACAUUUCUGUGUCUUUUUCCGAAUUGUUUCAUAGUUUUAAAAUAUAUAUAUACAAGUUUAAUUUAAAUUUUUAUGCCUAUUGUUUUUUUUCCUUGGGUGUGAGUUAAACUAUAAUGCAAAAACGAGACAAAAAAAGGAAAUAGGUUAUAAGUAUUAGAUUUAAAAAAACCCAAACCUGCAGCCGCCUUUGUAAAAAUGCAAAUAUUUAAUUAAAAGAGAUUUUUAACAGAA
Messenger RNA from Pyrgilauda ruficollis (rufous-necked snowfinch), 2217 nucleotides. It is a transcript of the gene IRX5, whose product is annotated as iroquois homeobox 5. Gene Ontology annotation, cellular component: nucleus. The record is from RefSeq and is a predicted model, not a curated record. Gene Ontology annotation, biological process: neuron differentiation; regulation of transcription by RNA polymerase II; cell development. The transcript is spliced from 4 exons. Gene Ontology annotation, molecular function: DNA-binding transcription factor activity, RNA polymerase II-specific; RNA polymerase II cis-regulatory region sequence-specific DNA binding. The coding region runs from base 373 to 1554 and encodes 393 amino acids. NCBI's taxonomy places the organism in Eukaryota, Metazoa, Chordata, Aves, Passeriformes, Passeridae.